This is a messenger RNA of Adineta steineri, 1290 nucleotides long. The record is from the annotation of a GenBank genome assembly. Lineage: Eukaryota; Metazoa; Rotifera; Eurotatoria; Adinetida; Adinetidae.
AUGAAACGCGGUUACUAUAUAUUUGGCUGUUUAGUCCAUAACGAACGAGAACGAAGUAUGAACAUUGUUGAUUUACCUGAUGAAAUUUUGCUUCAUAUUUUGAAGAAACUCAAUAAUAUUGAUGCUCUGUGUACAUUUAUUGGUAUCAAUGAAAAACUCGAUCGAAUCGUGUGUGAUGUUAGUAUUACCCGAUUUAUCAAUUUAAUGGCAGUUGAAUCAAAUCAAGUGGCUGAUUCAAAAUGUAUGAAGAUAUUGCCAAGAAUUCAUGAUAAAAUAGAAUCUCUUACUCUUCAAGCAUGUUUAUUACCACGUGUUCUUCAAACUAAUAAUUAUCCUCACUUACGCAAACUGGUUAUUAAUAAUCUUCAAUUCAUUAUGUCCUGUCGUUGGUUCAAUGAGAAAUCUCCAUUUCUUCAUAUUUUUAAACAACAAAUUUUAGAACUUGUUGUAACGAUUGGUGACGAAACUAUGUAUAAAUCUGAAGAGAAAUUAGUAACUGAUAUUUAUAAACGUAUAUUUGGAUUAUUUACAAAUCUCAAAUAUUUGGACAUAGAUACUAAUGACAGGCAUUCUUUCCCUCGAUCAUUGUUAACUGGUGUACCAUCUACAACAUGCUACUCGUCUAGUAUUGUUCAUUUACGAAUCAGAAUGCAGAAUAUUGAUGAUUGUAUUUAUUUACUUGAUGGUCGUCUUAGUCAAUUACAUACGAUGAUUGUCAAUCUUGAUUACAUUCAUGAUCCAGUACUGAUUAGGGCACGUCCGCAAAAGAUUAUACGUAAUUCAUUGAAAUUGAUGAACAAUAUGACUAAUCUAUGUCGACUCAAAUAUUUUUCACUACAUGCAUAUCAUAGAACAACUGAAUUUGAUAGUAUAGUGAUACCUCUCAUUCGUCGAAUGACACAUCUGGAAAAACUUAUGUUAUCUGUUCGUGUUGGUGGAAAAGAUUCGUUCAUUGAUGGUACUUAUUUGAAUAAUUGUUUACUCAGUCAAAUGCCAUGUCUGCAUAUAUUUCAAUUCAAUAUUAUUACUGAAUUUGUCAGUCUUUAUGCACAACAACCUAAACCAACACCUGAUGAUAUUCGACAUACAUUCACACAAAGAGGAUAUAAUGUUGAUUGUUAUAUUGACCAUCAAUUUUAUUCUUCAAGGCGAUGUCACGUUUAUUCACUUCCAUUUCCGAUGGAUCGUAUGUAUCAUAUAACGCAUAGUUUUUCUGGUGGUAUGUUCACCAAUGUGAUUUUCAAAUGCAACAGUACAUCGAUUGGUUCAUUACGAGAAGCAAACAAAUAA